UUACGACCAUCAACGGGGUAAAGCAAUGGCGGAGAGUUACUGUUAAUCACAAUAAAUAUUAAAAUUGAAAAACGACCCACUGGAUACAAAGCAAAGCCUGCAUCGUUUUGAGCAAGUGUGAUAUUUAUAACAGGCUGCAGCUGAUUGGCUGAGCAGCAGCGGGCGGAAGUUUAAGGCGAGUGGGGAUUCCCCGAGGGAAGUUCCCAGCUCAUUAUAAAACAUACAAAAUGUACAUUUGUACGAAUUAGUUCAUUUCCUCCCGUUUAACGCGAAAAUAUACGUGUAGCAGCGUCGCGAUGUCCAAACUGCGCAAAAGUAUACGUGCUUGGGCUGUUUAGGAGUGAAGGGCCCGGGACCGCCCCGUUCGGAAUGUUACUGAAGGAAUGGACAGAAACAUCAGUGAGCAGCUCAACAAAGCCUUUGAAGCGUACCGCAAUGCAUCUAUUGAGAAAGAUAUUGCCAGAAAGGAACUUCAGAACAAGACAGAGCAGUAUCAACGCCAAACUCAACAGCUGGAGAGAAAGAUAGAAGAGCAAGCAAAAACCAUCACACAUCUUAAAGCUCAGCUCGGUUUACUUCAGAAACAUACAUCAGGUGAGAUGAAACUAGCAGAGUCUGCGCACAGAAAACAGGAAGUAGAGACCUUGUCACCUAGCGAUAAUCGCUCUGACAACCAGUCCAGUUCCCUCAGGACUAACCCUUUCCUGAUAAACGAAUCCACAGAGUAUUCCGGGAUGCUUCCCCAUACGAUAACGUCCGCUUGCGGAAUAAAGAGUGAAGACGUUUUGGACACUCUGCAGGAAAUCCAGGGGACUUUCCAGAGGAUUCAAACUUUAGCUAGACGACAGAAAGAUCACCUGAAGAGAAUACACAAAGGAAAUGAAAGCGCUAAUGAACAGUUUUCCAUGCCCAUCCAAUGCACGGACGACACGGCGGAACAGGCUGAGGUGCCCUUUUCUGAACCGCUACAACCAGAAGUUGAUGACACUUUAUCCUCCACAUCUCUUGCUUCACGUGGCACCGGUCCGGACGACGGCCUUUUUGAUUCAUUAAGAGGUCUGAGCGUCAAGUUUCCCCCGAGCCCAGACUCCGAAUACGACUUUCUUAACAGUACGCCGGAUAAACGAGUGGGCCUGCCCCUGCAAAGACCCGACCUUGGAGACCACGGACACACGUUGAGGGAGGAGUCUUAUCCAUCAUACCCCGCCCCCUCUUCGCCCACUCACACAUCCGCAUCUUCUGCGGCGCAUGAAAAUGUACGAGGACCCCAACAGCUUUUUUGGACCCCAGACCUCCCGGACAUGUCCUCCCAGGCGCCAGGGACAGACGUGCAGCAGAUGAACAGCAAAGAGAAGUGUGCCUUUUGCAAGGAUGAUGUACCCCCAAAUCACAUGUAUAGCCACCUCAAUUCACACUUCAAGAACAAAGCUGGCGAUUGACAAAUGCGGGCAAGGGGCCGCCCGCAGGACUGCGACAGGCUUUAUUCGUGGCUUUGUCGUGUAGCGCUCUACCCGUCAGAACACAUUUGCUCACGUCCUUCAGUGACACCAUGAAGAGAGCGGAACCUUCCACGCUCGUUUAUUUAAUUAGGAGAACUUUAAACGGUUCAUUUUGGGCUGGUUAUGUCUUAAUUAAUCUUUUUAGCUGCAUUCUAGUUGGAGGCAUUCUGAUGACAGUUUACUUUGCGGUAAAGACAUGCUUCCUUUUCAUUUAAGUAAUUUAAUUCGAGAUGGCAAUAUAAAAGACAUUCAUAUCUCAUGAUUGUAAAUGCUGUUUAUGUGAGGUCAGUCCAAUGCUGGGUCAUACGAGAAUUAAACGUCACACCGUUUUACUUUUAGACGCCCAUUAAGUCUCUUUCAAAAGAACAAUUUUUGUUUGCAUAUAUUAAGUUAAAAAUAAAACAAAUUUCUGUUGUCUUUAAAAUGAAAAUUAUGCCAUCAUUUAUUCACCCUCAUGUCAUUCCAAACCCGUAUAACCAUAGCCUCCGUCACCAUUCACUUUCGUUGGAAAAAAGAUGCAAUGAAAACAUUCACUUUUGUGUUUCAUAGGAACAACGUGAGGGUGAGUAAAUGAUGACAGAAGUUUCAUUUUUGGGUAAAUUAUACUUUUAAUGUCAGGCUGUCCCAAGCCAUGCUUAUAAAUGUAGUACAUUUGUGAAUAUAUUUACCUUGUCCUGAUCAUAGUAUUUUCAGGCAUAAGGGAGACCGGGGCUAGUUGUCACAUGGUGAAGUCACUAUAUGUCACAAGUCCAAUUACAUAUGUUUUUGUGGGUUUCUAACACCUACUUCAAAACGGUCUUAAAUUAGAAUUAUUUUUAACCGAAAGGUAAUUUUCAUAAAUGUUAGGUCAGGGCAGGUUGUCAUGUGUUUUAUAUGUUGUAAUAUUAUAGAAUGAAUUUACAUCUGUUAUGGAAUUACAGCAUCUGCUGGCAAAAACAAUGUUUGAUGUUUUUGUAUGUUACAUUUCUGCAGUUUCCUGAAUUAUUUUACUGUUUAAAUUUAGCUGAAAAGCCUAGAAAAGGCUAUUUAACGGCAGGUUCCCUUUGUGACAACUUACCCCAUAUAUUGUAACAAAAUGCCCUGCUAUAAAGGUAAACUUGUGUUCAGUGAACUUUAUCUUUUCUCCAGGGAAAUAACGCUAUAAAUGUUCAAAAGCUUUUUAUAUAGCUAGGACUGUAAGGUUCUGUAUGUGUCUAAAUUAACUUUCAAAAAUAAAACCACUCUGAGAAAUAAAGCAAAAA
Messenger RNA from Myxocyprinus asiaticus (Chinese sucker), 2740 nucleotides. RefSeq names its product TRAF family member-associated NF-kappa-B activator-like. The record is from RefSeq and is a predicted model, not a curated record. Gene Ontology annotation, biological process: canonical NF-kappaB signal transduction. The transcript is spliced from 8 exons. Lineage: Eukaryota; Metazoa; Chordata; Actinopteri; Cypriniformes; Catostomidae. The coding region runs from base 384 to 1439 and encodes 351 amino acids.